Molecule: messenger RNA, 4039 nt
Organism: Syngnathus typhle (broad-nosed pipefish)
Lineage: Eukaryota; Metazoa; Chordata; Actinopteri; Syngnathiformes; Syngnathidae
Product: CMRF35-like molecule 6
Exons: 11
Coding region: 2361-3182 (273 amino acids)
Source: RefSeq, a predicted model, not a curated record
UUUCCCCAGAGACUCUUUUAUGACUACUUAAAUUGCUCAUUUAACCAGAUACAGUAGAUAUGAUUUAUUGUAUAUUGAAGAAAUGCAUUUAAAAUCACAGCGCAUAGCCCCAGGACACUAUUCUCCAAGUCAAGCAUUCAAACAUACCCAUGGCGGCCACUUUAUACCACACACACCCUCUCACCCUUGUCUAUAUAAAGGCUGAAGCUAAUAGCAACAGCCUGUCAGCCUAAGGCACGAUGAACUGAGGGUUACGCGAGGGGAACUGACUUAAAAAGCUCUUGCUACGAUGAACGCAAGCAAGAGCUGUUUUUCCCAGGCACUCAUCAUGUGUUGAGUGAAUGUGAAGCAGUUGAGUUCUCGGUCUCCAUCAUUUCAGGAUUCCUUUUGAGAAAGGAUGGACGUUUUUUUCGUUGUCAUGUUUUACUGCAUCUCAGUGUCAGCGCUUCCUCCUGGAUCUCCCCCCUCUGCAAGCCCACAGACGCUUACAGAAAACAUUCGGUCCAGCACUGUGCGAUUGCCUGCAGCAUCAGCAAUGACCACUCCCGAGGUGGAGACUGACCAGACAGCAACAACCAAACUCUCAGACAUCACUAUGGUCAUCAUUGUGUCUGUUAGCCUGGCUCUUCUGGUUUGCGCCAUCAUUCCGCUGAUGUUCUAUAGGAACUGGAAAAGUAGUGCAGAAGCUCGGAGCAGAGCAGGCGCAAACAAAGAAGAUGUCGAGGAAAUGUCACCAGUAAGGCCGCAUCGCGUUCAAUCACCUGGUGGCCUGCAAACUAAUGGGCAGAAUCUUUCCUUGCUUGCCACAUCUUCCAUUCAGCCAGCCAGAUGAGGACAAUCUAGACUGGAUAGGUUUUUAUUAGUUUGUCUUUCUUGUCUUUCCUUUCCCUCGGCACUGACUAUGACAAUGCCAACUUGUAAUCAAGAUGCCUUGCUAACAUCUUAAACUAGAGAUAGUUUGUUUAUAUGUAAUACAAAGUACAACGAAAAGAAGAGGUGCAUAAGAGCACAGCAGCAAUGGUUUAAUUACUAAGUCAAACAGGGAAACGGCCAAACAAAUCCAUCAAUUGGUGGUCUGGUGAUAAGAAGUUUUGUAUUGAUGCAAUUGUGAGUCAAAUUUGAAUAAAUAACAUUAAUAAUAAAUUGAGGACUAUGUAUGACAAGUCAUGAAACUAUUAUCUCUAAAGGGCUGGGAGUAGUACAGGGAUGCCAUUUAGCACAAUUUAAUUAGAAACAUGGGGAAUAAUUUGAGGCAGUGAAAUAGCUUUUCUGUGAAAAAUAUGACAACAAAAUUGAGUCAUUUUAGUGUCAGACUGCACCAUGAAAUAUAGGCCAGGCGAGGGCGCUAUAAACAUGAAAAAGAUGAGCAACGUUUCAUCUUCUCAGCUGCCCUUCCUUGCGAUGGUCUUCAUAGUGGUGAAAAAAGUGUGUGUGAAAAAUACAACAGUCUUGUUAACUCAAUGAUGGUUGACUUCAUGCAGGUAUUGCAAGUAAGCGUUAUUAAAUGUUGCCCACUGUUCAGAUCCUGCCCUGUCCGAGUCAUGCAUGCAUCAUUGUGUUCUUGGAUAAGACACUUUACCCACCUUGCCUCCAGUACCACUCACAUUGGUGUAAGACCCGGGUGUGAAUGGUGGAGGUUGGAGAGGCCAUAGGUGCACACUGGCAGCCAAACCUCCCUCAGCCUGGCCCAGGGCAUCUGUGGCGAAAGAAUGUAGUUUAUCACCACCACCAGAGUGCGAGUUGGAGAAGGUAACAAGAAAGGGACAGAAAAAAAAAAGAGAAAAAAAGCUACUGAGUCAACGUGUGUACAAUGGAAAAAUCAUGUAACCUUCAACAACCUGGGAAAGUAAAGUUGCCGAAACGAAGAACGCCAGUGUUAUGCAUCUUUCUCUUUGAGGGUGCAACACAUGGUCCCAUUUUCAGUGAAAGUAAUGGCUUACACAGUUUUAAAAAUAGAAGAUCAUAAAAGUACUGUAUAUUCUUUAAACAACCACUAUGUUGUGUUUUGAAUGCACAGUUGUUGUUUCCCUAUGCAAGAAUAUUACACCAUCUUUUAUCUUAGGCAGGCUUAUUGGAUAAUCAGGAUACAAUAUUUUUAUAAUAAUAAUAAUUAUUAUUAUUAUGUAUAAUAUAUAUACUUAUAAUUAUUUUAAGUCAUUUAAUUCUCACGUAUCCGUGUCCUGGAACGUUACAGUACUGUUGAUUGUUUUAAUAAACAUGUUUCUUCUCAUAAGUCAAGGGUUUUCAGGGCCAGAGAGAAUUAACAGCGGAAGUGCAGUAGUAAUUGGAAAAAGGAACCAAGCAACUACCGAAAAAAGAACAACUUGAGAGACUAAACGUAAAAGAGAACUCAUGAGAGCAUGGAGAUACUUUUCCUUGUCAUUGCAUUUCUUAUGCAUGGGACAGCAAACACGGAGACUGAAGUCACAGGAAUAUCUGGGGAAAACAUUAUAAUAACAUGCUCUCGCUACGAUCUAUUUGAUGACACCAAAUACUUCUGCGAGAAAAACUGUGAUUAUGAUGACGAUGUCCUAAUAAAAAGCAAGGGCAUAGCAAGAUGGUAUUCAAAAGGAAGAUACAGCAUAAUAGAUGAUGGAAAAACAUUCAGAGUUCAAAUCUCUCAGCUGACAAAGGAGGAUGCUGGUACCUACUGGUGUGGAUGGGAACAAUGGGGUAAAGAUGAUCACGAAAAAGUUGUCCUCACUGUCAGAGAAGGAACAACAAAAGCACCAACAAACCCAACUCCAAGUACUCCGUCCUCUAUAAACGGUACAGUGAUCACUCCAGAAAAUGUCAUCGUGGAGAAACCUAACCCGAUGCUGCUUGUGGUUGCAAUGACAUGUGCAGUUCCCAUAUGUGUGUGUCUUCUUUAUACACUCAUUUGGUUAGUGACUAUGAAAGCCAAGCAAGUCAUCCCACGUCAUCAACAAAAUAUGCCAUCUGACUACGAGAUCAUGAUGCCUGCUGUUAGAAAUGAAGGUCACUGCGGGGCCUCAAGUCCGCGGUAUAUCGCUCAUUUGGAAGAUGCACCCAAAGAACCUACAGUGGAGAAUCAAGAGUCUCCAGGCUGCCUCGGCGUCAGUGAAAAUCUCUAUAUAAAGCUCAGUCAAAUGGAGGAGUGUAUCUAUCAUGACCUAAGUUCAUCAAAAGAAAUUCCCAAAGGAAAACACUUGGGGCACUGAAGACUGCUCAGUCUCCAGAAGUUAGGAAUUUGAAAAGAGAAUAGUUCUCCACCAUGAACUUUUGAUUGUGGACUUGGUGAAUUAUUUCAUGACGAUACUGAUUGUUUUGGUAGCUGUUUUUUUUUUGGUUGUUGUUUGAUGGUUGGUACCCACCACACAACCCAUUUAACUGCUGUGAUGGAAAAUUGUGUAAAAUCUUGAUCUUUCCAAUUCUUAACUGCAAGUGUCACAUUUCUGACUUCAUAGCGACCGAUGACUCUUUUGUGGUCUGGAACUUAGCUGUUUGUUUCAUAGAGGCUGAUAAGGUUCUUUUUUUGUGGGGUAAGAGAAGACACAGACAGAGCAUAGCAUUAUUUUGUAGUGAAAAUAAUGUAGUGGCUUCCACAGUUUUAAAAAAAGAAGAUCAGAGAAGUACUGUAUAUUCUUUAAACAACCACUAUGUUGUAUUUUUGAUGCAUGGUUGUUGUUUCCUCUUGCAAGAAUAUUAACACUUAGAAGAUCAUCUUUUAUCUUAUAAAGGAUUAUUCAAUAAUCAGGAUACAAUAUUUUCACUAGGGCUGUAAUUCAUAUAUGUUUGUUGUGAGAUACUACUUGAUUCAUUGGAUUAUCUAAUUUGACUUUCACUUUUUUUUACCAUAAUUACCCAGAAACUUAUUUUCCUUACCUAAUUCAGUGCCUUGUCAAUCUUCCAAACUGUCACACAUUCUGUCAGUAGAAAUGUUAAAAAUAUUACAGCACAACUGUUUAUCUCCAUUUGUAAUCAAUUUUAUUGUAGGUGCUUGUGUAUAUUUUCAUUCAUUCAAGUCAUUUAAUUCUCACGUACUGUUGAUUGUUUUAAUAAACAACUUAAUAAACAA